Molecule: messenger RNA, 415 nt
Organism: Cuscuta campestris
Lineage: Eukaryota; Viridiplantae; Streptophyta; Magnoliopsida; Solanales; Convolvulaceae
Source: the annotation of a GenBank genome assembly
AGCCGAAAUCCAGACCAAAAGACCUAUGCUUCUAAAUUGAUUAUGGGAUAAUCAUAUCAACGAAUGGUCGAAAAAAAUUGAACUUAACAACGAACCAUGGCUAUCAAGAAAACGAUCGGAGCGAGCGUAAGCAGGUUGACCGCUACGAACCUCACCUGGUUCGUAGUCGUUAGCUCCGCCGCCGCCGCCGCCGCCGCCGGAAGCAUUUACUCCCCCACCGCCUCCACCGCUUUCGGUGGGUCGCACUACCAGGCUACUGAGAUGUGGCGUGGUGUGGUCCUUCUCUCUCGACCCCAUCUCUUCGUUGCGGCAACAAUUGUAUUCUCAGCCUGAUUUGCCUCGACUAGUAGAAGUGUAGACCAAUGUAAGGGCAAAACCCUAGCUAAGAUCGUGUCCGGGACUGCGGGACUAACGG